Molecule: messenger RNA, 3319 nt
Organism: Podarcis raffonei (Aeolian wall lizard)
Lineage: Eukaryota; Metazoa; Chordata; Lepidosauria; Squamata; Lacertidae
Gene: ACSL6
Product: acyl-CoA synthetase long chain family member 6
Exons: 22
Coding region: 346-2619 (757 amino acids)
Biological process (GO): long-chain fatty-acyl-CoA biosynthetic process; very long-chain fatty acid metabolic process; long-chain fatty acid metabolic process
Cellular component (GO): membrane; endoplasmic reticulum
Molecular function (GO): arachidonate-CoA ligase activity
Source: RefSeq, a predicted model, not a curated record
GAGAAAGGAGGGCCGAGAGCUGAGCGUUGAUGUCUGCCGCCUUGUACGCAUGCACCGCGGCAGCACGCGCGAGCCUGGCAUCCUCUUAGCGCCGCCAAGCCGGGACGCGGCCUCGCCUUCUCCAAGAGGAGCCGGUGCAAAGAAGGGCGGCGGGCGCGCGGCUAAAAAUAACCACCUCUGCUGCUGCUGCUGCUGCGGGCGGGCGGGCGGGCGGGCUUGCGCCUGGGAGCAGCGAGAGCCAGCCAGUCCCCGUCGCCGCUGCCUCUACUGCUGCUGCUCCCUCAGUCACUGCAGUGAGUUUGCUGCAGUCCCCCCCUCAAGCUGCGCUCUCGCUUCAGGCCGCCCAUGCUGCAGCCGGCUCCAGCAGGCAUGCUCACCUUCUUCCUAGUGUCUGGUGGCUCCAUCUGGCUCUUCGUGGAAGUUGCCAUUUCAAUCUUUGAAAAGAUGCAAGCGCAAGAGAUCCUCAGGAACCUGCGGCUUCCAGAGUUUGAAGACUUCAGUCAGUUUUUCCGAAGUUUGCCGGCUGCUACCUUGGUUGGCAUUGGUGCCUUUGCAGCUGUUGUUGCUUACUGGUUGGCCAGCCGGCCAAAAGCAGUGAAACCACCAUGUGACCUCCUGAUGCAAUCAGAAGAAGUUGAGGGCUGGGAUGGUGCACGGAGAUCUGUAAUAGGUGACAGCUCCCAACUGCUAACCCACUACUAUGAUGAUGCAAGGACCAUGUAUGAGGUUUUUAGAAGGGGUUUUAAUAUAUCUGAAAAUGGCCCCUGCUUAGGAUUCAGGAAACCAAAACAGCCUUACCAGUGGUUGACCUAUAAAGAGGUUGCCGAAAGAGCAGAAGCAUUGGGAUCAGGUUUACUCCAAAAGGGGUGCAAACCAUCAGCAAGUCAGUUUAUUGGGGUUUUUGCACAAAACCGGCCAGAGUGGAUCAUUUCUGAGCUGGCUUGCUAUACCUAUUCCAUGGUUGUGGUUCCCCUGUAUGAUACGUUAGGCCCUGGAGCCAUUCGUUAUAUUAUCAACACAGCUGAUAUUUCUAUAGUAGUUUGUGAUAAGCCUGAAAAAGCCAGAGUCCUCUUAGAAAAUGUAGAGAAAAAACAAACUCCGGGCUUGAAAUUCAUUAUUUUGAUGGACCCUUUUGAGAAGGAUCUUAAAGAAAGAGGGCAAAAGUGCGGAGUUCAAAUCCAGGCUAUGCAGGAAGUAGAGGACUGUGGUCGAGAAAGUUGGCGUGCCCCUGUACCUCCUCGACCAGAAGAUCUAUCAAUAGUCUGUUUUACUAGUGGCACUACAGGUAACCCUAAAGGUGCUAUGCUGACUCAUGGGAAUGUGGUUGCUGAUUUUUCAGGUUUUUUGAAAGUAACAGAGAAAGUGAUCUUUCCGAGACAGGACGAUGUGCUCAUCUCCUUCCUGCCUUUGGCUCACAUGUUUGAAAGAGUGAUCCAGAGUCAGUGGUCUCCUACAUAUGAGGAUGCACACAUUUCCUAUUUGCCUUUAGCACACAUGUUUGAGAGAAUGGUACAGUCUGUAGUGUAUUGCCAUGGCGGGCAAAUUGGGUUCUUCCAAGGGGACAUUCGCCUACUGUCUGAUGAUAUGAAAGCACUGCGUCCCACCAUAUUUCCUGUUGUGCCAAGACUGCUGAACAGGAUGUAUGACAAGAUCUUCAGUCAAGCAGACACCCCACUGAAACGCUGGCUUCUGGAAUUUGCUGCCAAGCGUAAAAAGGCAGAAGUUCAAAGUGGAAUAAUCAGAAAUGACAGCCUGUGGGAUAGACUAUUCUUUAAUAAAAUACAGGCAAGCCUGGGUGGCUGUGUUAGGAUGAUUGUAACAGGAGCCGCUCCUGCUUCUCCCACUGUUCUGGGCUUCCUUCGAGCAGCCCUGGGAUGUCAGGUCUAUGAAGGCUAUGGUCAAACAGAAUGCACAGCUGGCUGUACCUUCACUACUCCAGGGGACUGGACAUCAGGUCAUGUUGGAGCACCUUUGCCCUGUAAUUUAAUCAAGCUGGUGGAUGUUGAAGAACUAAAUUACUUUUCUUCUAAAGGAGAAGGAGAGAUUUGUGUGAAAGGUCCAAACGUUUUCAAGGGCUACCUGAAAGAUAGAGAGAAAACCACGGAAGCUUUAGACAAGGACGGAUGGCUUCAUACUGGGGAUGUCGGGAAGUGGUUGCACAAUGGUACACUUAAAAUAAUUGAUCGAAAAAAGCAUAUAUUUAAACUGGCUCAGGGAGAAUACAUUGCACCAGAGAAAAUUGAGAAUAUCUACAUUCGCAGCGAGCCUGUCGCCCAGAUAUAUGUGCAUGGAGAUAGUUUACAGGCCUUCCUGGUGGGGAUUGUUGUACCUGAUGCUGAAAUCAUGCCAGCCUGGGCCAAGAAAAGAGGCUUUGAUGGAACUUUUGCAGAGCUCUGUAAAAAUGCGGAGCUCAAAAAAGCAAUAAUGGAAGAUAUGGUGCAGUUAGGGAAAGAGAGUGGACUCCAUUCGUUUGAACAGGUUAAAGCUGUUUACAUCUACCCCGAAAUGUUCUCUGUACAAAAUGGUUUGUUGACACCUACGUUAAAAGCUAGGAGACCAGAGCUGAGAGAAUUUUUCAAGAAACAGAUAGAAGAGCUUUAUUCAAGCAUCUCCAUCUGACACCAGGGGAAAGUUCUUCAGAAUAAUGGACUCUGUAGCAACAUUAGGAUAAUACUGAAACGUGAAAAGGGCGCAGUUGAAACGAAUAAGCAUCUGACCUUCCACGCGAGCCUUCUGUUGUCGGAAGACAUCAUCACUGAGUAAUUCUUUUACCAUCUAGUUCUAGUUCCUCUUGUUGUAAUGGAUGCUCUUGAAGAUUGCUUAAAAACAUACUGGACAACCGUUAAGCUACUUUCAAUCCCACUCCUUCUGAAAGCAUUUUACAGACACAUUUGUUAUUAAUACCUGCAAAAACAUAAACAAAGAUCCCUUAGCAAACAGGAAAGAAAAGCAGACUGGACCUGCCCAUUUUGUAUGACACUCCGCUAAGCUCCUGGAUGAUUCGAUAAUGUGAUAGGGUUUCCAGAUGUCUCUCUGUAUGGGUACCAUUAAGAACUCUUUAGAAGCAAGCAGUUCCCAGGUUGCACAUCAUGCACACACCUUCCUUAGCAUGGUACGGCACCUUCCUUCGUGUGGUGUAGCUUCACCCUUGGCUGCUACUGCGUGCAUAUGUGGCCAAGAACUCCUCACUGUAACUGAGCUCUUAAAAGUACCAGGGUCCCACUCAGCGAGAUAUCUGACAAAGACUAGUGGUCUACCUCAAUGUUCUUGGAUGCUCAAAGCCAGAAAUAAAUCUGUUACCCUGAUGUAGAACUUAAAA